This is a messenger RNA of Moneuplotes crassus, 1178 nucleotides long. The record is from the annotation of a GenBank genome assembly. NCBI's taxonomy places the organism in Eukaryota, Ciliophora, Spirotrichea, Euplotida, Euplotidae.
GGAAAAUGUCUUCAAGAGACUCGGUGAGGAGUAAGAAGGUGAAGAGGAAGACGAUUAAGGUGAGAAGAGAUAGGAUGUUUGGAAUGUCGUCGAGGAAGAGCAAUUUCUUUAGAUUGAAGAAUAUUUCUGAUAAGAGGAAUUUGGGAAAAAUAAAUUUGGAGAAGGUUCUUGAAGAUGGACCAAGAGAGAUUAAAAGACUUCCUUAUAGUCUAAAACUUAAGGCCAAGCUUUUAAGUAUCUCUGAAGUAAAGAAUGAUCCACUAUUAUCAAAGGAAAUUCAGGAGAAGAUUGAUUAUUUUAUCACUCCCUACAACAAACUUGUGAACUUAAAAUAGACAUUUAGAUUAUGAAGAAGACUUUCAUAAUGAGCUAUCUCCUGCACGCAAGAGAUUGACAAAACAAGAUGAUGAAAGAUACUCUCAAUUUAUCAGCGAUAAACUUUGGAGCAAAAUCACGCAUUUAAUUUUCAAAAAUAAAGAGAAUUUUGACUUUCAGAUGGGCCUGAUCACCAAGAUUCUUUCAUUUAAAGGAAUCAUAAACGAGGGCGAUCUGAGUAGAUGAGAGUCUGAAGAGAAUGCAAGCCAAACAUCCGAGAGAAGAAGUUCUCUAAAGAAGCUUAAAGUCACAAAGAAACCAAAACUGAGCCCUAAGAAGCCCAAAUACCCCACCAGACUUAUGCACAGAUACAAGAAGGAGAUCAGGCAGAAGAGGAAUUCAGUAGUUGUGAGGGAUAGAGCAAGGAGUAGACCUAAGAGUAAUAUGGAGGUAGCUCAUGUGGUAAAUGGGCAGGAUUUGAGGAAGGAGGAGAGGGGGGAUGAGACUAAUGGGUUUGGGACGGUUAUGAGUGUGAAGAAUUGAAAGGAUAGGAAGAAGAGAGAUAAGAGGAAGAAAUUUAGUAAUUUUUAUUACAGAAGGUCGAUGGAGGAUCCAAUGCCUAAGUUAAGCUUUAAAAAGAAUGAUUCUGCAAUAUGCUUAUAAUUAACAAAGAUAAACCAGGUCAUAAUAAAAACUAUCUUGAAAAUUCCAGAAUCAGACUUAGAAGCAACAGUGAUUGAACAAUGAGAACUCCAGAAUAUAAAAUAAAGCCAAAUAGUGCGCAAGGAUUAUUGAAGAAUUUGAGGAAGAAGUUGGAAAUAGGGAAGUUGUGGGUUAAUAAGAAGUAGUUCAAGUUGGAAGGA